AUGUAUUUCAAUUAUGGUUUUAAUGAACAAUUUAUCGAAUUAAUUGAUAGUAAACAAACAAUUCGUUAUAAUCGUACUGGUUUAUUUAUAAAACAUAUUCGAAGUACUACGCACCUUUUUUGUAAAUUACAUAUGGAUACAACAUGUGUUGGUAUACGUGUACAAACACUAAUUAAGAAAGAUUUAGGUAGUCCACUUCUAUCAGAUGAAUAUCUAAAAAAUAAUGAUUUCCUUGAAAUGAAUACAAAUGAACGUGAUAUAUAUCGUAUUGCUUUUGAAGGUGAUUCUGUCUAUUUUCAUUGUCCAUCAAAUAUGACAUUACCUAUUCAAUGGAAUUUUCUUUCUUGUAAUUAUUAUUUAAUGAAAACUCUUCCAACAUUAUAUGAUGAAGAUACGAAAAUUAAUUCAGUAACAAUAGCUGAUGCUGGAAUAUAUAUAUGUCGAACUGAGACAACUAUUUAUCAACGAAUCGUAUUAACAAUUAUUCAUCCUCCUAAAUCACCUGAUAAUAUUUAUGAACGUACACUUAAUGUUAAUUUAUAUUCAAAACAUUUAAUUUGCUGUAAUUUGGAUGCUGUUCCAUAUCCAACAUAUUCAUGGUCCAUGAUCACCGAAUUUCAGAAUACAUCAUUUGUUUGGUGUUCAAAACGUUGUUGUUGGUUACAUAUUCUCUAUAGAAUAUAUCAAAAUAUUAUUUGUACAUCAACAAAUCAAAUUGGAAUGGCAAAAUAUAAUAUUUAUUUGAAUGUUCAAAAUAUGGAUUCAACAAAUACAGUUGUUUAUGAUGAACCAAAACUUUAUAAUCAUAAUCAUACUGAUAAUUUUAAUCUUAUUCGAGAAAUAACAGAAAAUCCAAGUAUUAAUCCAACUGUUAUGACUACAGAUCAAAAUGAUAAUAAUGAAUCAGGAAAUAUAUUUCUAGCUUUAUUAUCAUCUUCAUCAAAUGAUUCUAAUAUUGAAUGA
Molecule: messenger RNA, 963 nt
Organism: Rotaria sp. Silwood1
Lineage: Eukaryota; Metazoa; Rotifera; Eurotatoria; Philodinida; Philodinidae
Source: the annotation of a GenBank genome assembly